This is a messenger RNA of Anarrhichthys ocellatus (wolf-eel), 8948 nucleotides long. RefSeq names its product shroom family member 4 (gene shroom4). Gene Ontology annotation, cellular component: apical plasma membrane; apical junction complex; adherens junction. The transcript has 10 exons. NCBI's taxonomy places the organism in Eukaryota, Metazoa, Chordata, Actinopteri, Perciformes, Anarhichadidae. Gene Ontology annotation, biological process: actin filament organization. Bases 1588 to 6462 code for a protein of 1624 amino acids. Gene Ontology annotation, molecular function: actin filament binding. The record is from RefSeq and is a predicted model, not a curated record.
CCAUUCUUUCCUUCAACACCGAAGAAUCCCUUGCAAAAUAGGAUUUGUAAUAAAUGAGCCAUAACAUGCAAAAGCACUUGCAUGCUCUUAAAGUAAAUGUCAUGGAUUUUAUUUACCUCAAAAUGGUGAGUGCAUAAAAUGACUGCAGACCACAAAAAUAUUUGACUUCAUGAGCAGAUCAUGUUUUUAUUAGAUUUAGUUGUGGUAAUGUACUUUAUAAGUGGAACAUAUCCAGAUCUUUGCAUGGAUUGCAAACCAUAAAUGCCACAGAAACAGCCCAGGGAGCGUCUGCUGGCUGUGUCUUCAUACUUGUUUGCGAUCAAAGCUCGUUUUUAGAUAUUUCUCUCUUCUCCAACCUCUCCUCUGUCUCCUUGGCUACUUUCCCUAAUGUCUGAAUAAGAACAUCAAAGAAAUACAAAGGGGUGAGUGACCACUUUCUCUUUAUAUAGCAAAGAGAAAUACCACAUAAAAAUGAAAAUAACAUUUUUGUAGCAGUCUUUUUAUGGAUUGGAUUUCAACCAAGCACAAAAACACUGGGUGCCCCUUCCUUCUGGAAUCGAUACCCCCGUUUCUUAAGCUCUCCUUAUGCUGAAAAGAACUCCCCGUCACCUUGUCUUAUGUGGUUUUCGCCAACAAGUUGGGAUUGUUGGGAAAUUCCUUUUUAUUUCUUCUUUUUGUACUAUUUUUUUGGGGCAUUUUUGGCCUUUCAUCGGACAGUUGGAAGUAGAAGGGAACAGAAUGAGGUGCGUGAUGUGCAACAGAGGUCAGCCUCAAUCAAUAUUGUGGUUGUGGAAGAGCUGUCCUUCCUCUGCUUCCGUUAAGGUUUGAAGGGCUUUUGGUGAGUCUUUCCUCAUCUGAAUCAAGCGUCUGAGGGCAGCAGGUGCCAUAUGUUGCACAGAUUGUAAAGCCCUCUGGAUCAAAUUUGGGAUUUUGGGCUGUAUAAACAAAAUAUGGGCUAGUACUGACUAAAGCAUGAGCGGGCUCUUCUGUAAACAUCAUGUCAUGUAAUCAAUGCGAAGCUUAACUGACCUACUAUCAAGUAAAUGUCAACAAAUUUGUUUUCAUUUAACGAUGUCAAUCAAAUUCAAAUGAGUCGUUUUUCAAAAAUGCGGCUUUGGAUUAAAUCAACAUUUAUUGCAAAGAAGAUGGGACAGAAAGAGAGGAAUCACAGGGUUGACUGGAAGAUUUUGACUUCAGGCAGUUUGCAUUUGAUGAGGAGGAAAUCCCUCUCCGCCUUCAGAGGCUUCCUCCAAAUGUCUUUGAAAUCACGUGGUGCUGCCGUAGAUCUUCGGCUCAGGACUGAUAGAAAACAGACUUCCCAGCUGUGCAGUUCAAAAGUCGUAUUCCAGAACCACAUACACUGUGUUUCAGGGGAAAUUAGCAACGUGACACUUGUCAAGGUGACGUCAGCUUGCUUGUUUAGUCUGAAGAGUGCCUUUAAUAUCCCAAGUAGAUAAUCAAAGUCUCCUUUUGAAACACUUUAGUUGAUCUACUUUGUCUCCUUGUCUUUGCAGUGACUUGUCCUUGCAGUGGGGUCAGCUGUCGAGACCUUACUCCUCCACUGACCGAAGCAGUUCUCUGGGCUCCAUGGAGAGCUUGGACGCACCGACAACCACCACGCAGCCAUACUCCGACUCCCAUAACUCCCCCGUCGACCCCACCCUCUUCAACGACAAGAGAGACUCUGCCUACAGCUCGUUCUCCGCCAGCUCAAACACAUCCGACUACGCCACGGUGCCGCUAAGGCCCGGUGACGCCUGCUCCAUGGACAACCUCCUCCAGAGCCUGGGGCCGGCUUGUCGAGGAUACCCGAGCGGUGAUACCUCAACCCUGGGGACUGCCUCUGGCGAGGCCCCGGAUGAGGUGCAGCUUAUUGUACUCAAGUCCAGGUCCCUGACCAGGCCAAGAGCAAGGCCUGUUCAGGUAAAAGAGAGGCCUUCCUCCUGCUGUUACGAGGGAGGAGACUUUGAGAUCAUAAGAAAUGGAGAAAGAGGAACUGAGAGAAAGAUGAACCCUCCUCAGCCUCCAACCAGGAAGGACAGUUUUAGGGCAACCCGGACUCGGCCUAAUGCCGCCAACAAACGGUGCGUCUCCGCUCCAAUUGAAAUUUCCAGUGUUUCCUUUUACCCUGACGAAAACAAGUCCUCUCUGAAUGUUGAAUCAGGAAUUCUUAACGGCUUCCCUGCACCAGAAGAAGGUGACAAAACUGGGAAUUUAAAAGCGGAUACCGUAGACUCGCACUAUAUCCAAAGACAGACAGAAGACGUGAGACAUAUCAGAUGUGAUCCUCGCACUAAUAAAGGCUACAAUUCAGAGACGACCUCAGAUCACGUCUCUGAUCCUGUGACGUCCUCACUAGUCACCGUCACCUCCUCUCGCCCUGGCUCCUUGCCUGCAGAAUCCUCCGUUGCGGUUCAAGAGGAGUCUCAUAUCACGCACUCCCAGACUAAGCACCAUGCUAAACAACUUCAGUUAUUGCAGUGUAAUAGCGACGGCUCUUCUUUGGAGCCUUGCAAUCCGUCGAACACUUCUGAUCCCUCCUUGUCCCCUUGUAGCAGCCAGUGGUCCCAUUCAUCUCUUCAGCCCACGGGGGAAGACCAAGAAGCUUCUCACAACCAACUCCACGCGCCAUCAAACAAGUGGGGGGGCAGCCGUUGCUCGACCCCGGGAUCUGUGUUCUUAGAAGGGGAUGAUGAUGAUGGAAACUCAAGUAAAAGGCUGGAUGGGAUGGGUGUAAAUGGUGGGCCUCACCACACAUGGGGCCGCUCUGUGAGCGUACCGGGGGACCCCACUAGAUUGUCAACCCAGGGAAGGUUAAGCUCUGACCAGAUACUAGAGAGAGAUUUUGAGCCUCUUAGCGCUGCUGCCAGUGUGGAUACAUUACUUGAGGAGCAGAAGGAAUUGGAUAGAGGAGGAAGUGAAGGUAAAAGUAAGGAGGGUGUAGCAGAAGAGACAGACAUGAAGAAGUCAACUGCGUCCAGGAACUAUCGUCGAAACCGUCGUCGUAGCGAGCGAUUUGCUACUAACCUCCGCAAUGAGAUCCAGAGGAAAAAGGCCCAGCUUCAGAGGAGUCGUGGCCCAGGAGGGUUGCUCUGUAGUGGGGAAACUGUCCAGGAGGAAGAGGGUCCAGACCUCAAUGAAGAGGGGGCAGAGCCUGAACUGCCCGCCCAGGAGAGGAGUACCACAGUUGCAUUUGCCUCACCUGCUAGUCCCCAAGAUGCCAGCACCACAGCACAGGCUGAGAAAACAAAACCCGCAAGUGAAUCAAACGAUGACGCCUUGCAGACUCAGUCAACAACCUACACUCAGAACAACAUCCCAUCCAGGUCCGUCCAGAUUGUGGACACAGCAGUGCCCAGUUUUGGUGUCGGCGUCGCCGUCCGAGUCGUGGAGGAACCGGCACCUGCUGGCAAAGCCCGCCGCUGGCGUUGGACCCCCGAGCAUAAACUCCAGCCGGAACCAGAACCAGAACGGCGGUGUGGAGUCUCGGGUGACAAGACGUCGGGAGCCACGGGGUCACGGCAUGGGGUUUGUGCCUUCACCUCCUCAUCCACUUCCUCAUACAGUCGCUCCUCUUCCAGUUCUCGGACGGAGGACUCGGAUAUCCUUCCGUUUGCAGAUAGAAUGAAGUUUUUCGAGGAGACAAGCAAAGGUGCGUCUAAUAUCUCGAGUCUGUCGAGUCGCAGGCAGAAGAAACCCCUGCAUCAUCUGGAGCUCCAGGGAGGGGAGCUCAAUCAGAGGAGAUACUCCUACCAGGGGGGGCUUCAGCAGGAAAGCGCGCCGCUUCAAAACACUACGGAAGCCAGGAGGAUGUCCGUGAGCACCAGCAUGGAGAGGCAGAGAGAGAAGCAAGCCAGAGAGAGGGAGGACAGGGCGAGGGAACGGGAGAAGGAAAGACAGGAGAGGGAGUUAGAAAUGGAGAGGGCGAGACUGAAGGAGAUUCAGCGGGAGAGGGAACGAGAAGAGAGGGUGAGACAGUGGGAGAGGGAACGAGAGAGGGAGCUUGAGUUGGAGAGGGAAAAAGAGAAGGAACGUCUCAAAAGAGAAAGAGAGAAGGAGCUUGAGAGGGAACGAGAGAAGGAAAGGGAAGACGAUGCUCAGCUCGGCUCACAUCGGGAGUCUUACGGCACCAAAGAAAGAAACCAGGAUUUCCAACACAACUUCCAGCCUCAGGCAUUCUCCCACGGCCACACCCAGAGUCAAGUCCCGAGAUCGGCUUUUCAUCCCGUCAACACACCUUCUCAGCUCCUGGAGAACCAGCAGCCUCUUCACCAGGGUUACACAGCGAGGUGCUACACGCCCACAGAGAUGCAUCCCGCCCGGCAACAGGAAACGCCCACGCUCAACAGGAAGUGCAGCCUGACUGAGAGGGACUACUCCAGCUGGAGACGGGAGUCCAGACCUCCAGAGAGCGUUAAUCCGCAUCAUCAGCACCAGCAGGGUCGAUGGGGCCACAGACGGGCCGACAGCGGGGACGAUCGCAACGGACACUCGUUCGCUCUGCCGCCGCCGGCUCCUCUCUCGCUGCGAGGACGAGCCAUGUCCGAAAACGACCUCCACUUUGCCAGCGGCAGCCACCGCUGGUCGCCGUCGAUUUCUGUGGCGACCAGCCAGACCCUGAGCGAGGUGGAGGAAGGAGUGGGCGGAGUCAGGGGAGGAGAAGACGACGGCGCCGCCCGCCCAAACAGGAAGAAGACGCCACCUCCGCCGAGACCGCCGCCCCCAAAGUGGGAGCAGUUCCACCGCAGGCGUGCGUCUCACCACGCCUUGUUCACCUCCUCCUCCUCUUCUUCACCUCACGCCACCCCUCCGUCCUUCGGCGCCGCAGAGUCGCACCAUCCGACCCACUCCUUGUCGUGCAUCCCUCCGCCUGAGACGUCCAGGCAGAGGUCCUACAGUCUUCCUCCAGAGAGACAGGAAGUCUCCGAGGGCUGCCCGCGAUGCAGCUGCGGCCAAACCAAGGAACUCUCCCACGCCUCGUCCAAUCAGAAUCAGGCUCCGCCCAGUCCCAUGUUCUCCAGGAGGAGCUUCAGGCCAGUGGCUCCGCCCCCAAAAGAGAGGGACCUGAGGGGCUCGUAUGGCGGCCAGCAGGAGAGGGUGGAGGUUUUACCGUUGCUUCCUCCACCUCCGCCUCCGCCAACAGAGAGCAGUUUAUCCGAGAUGAUCGUCGGCCCCGACCAGGAGAGAGUAACAGUGAAACCUCACAAUCAGCAGUCCAACGCGAGACCAGGAGCCGAGUGGGAGAGAGCCCCGUCUCCCAGAGUUCAUAGCGACUCGAACCUGCCACCUGUCCUAGAAAACGGAGGCGUCUUACCUCCCGAAUCCUACUUCUCCGUGCACUACGAGCAGCAGCAGCAGCUUCGUAUGAACCGGGGCUUCCAGACCAUCGAGCCCCAGAAGAUCCCCGAAUCGGAGACGACCCUCAGUCCGAGUCCCGCGCACAGCCUGGACGUGGACCUGGACAUCCCGAUGGAAACGGACAUCGACGACUUCCAGGAGGACGACGGGCUCCCGGCGGAGGACGAGCCGAUCACCAGCGAGCUCCCUUGCUUCGCUCUGCCGGUCACGGUCCUGGAGACGGACAUCGACACCGAGGUGAGGGCGGAGAGCGGCUCCCUGGAGGAGGAAGAGGAGGAAGAGCUGGAGGACGGAGAGAGGCUGAGCCUGGAGGAGCUCUUCCCCCAGAGCGGUGAGGGAGAGUCGGGCAGGGAGAGCUGGAGAGGGGCCUACCAAACCACGGAGCACAGCACCGACAGCUUGGACAGGCGGUCCGGUGCGAGCUCCAGCUGUUCGUCCUAUUACAGCACUUCAGCCGCCAAAGCUCAGCUCCUGUCCCAGAUGAAGGACUUCACCGAUAACAGAGACAGAAACGCGGACGACGAGCUCACGUACAAGAAGCAGCUGAUGGAGAGUCUCCGCAAGAAGCUGGGAGUGCUGAGAGAAGCUCAGAGGGGUCUGCAGGAGGACAUCAGAGCCAAUGCUCAGCUAGGAGAGGAGGUGGAGAGCAUGGUGGUGGCGGUGUGCAAACCCAACGAGGUGGACAAGUUCCGCAUGUUCAUCGGCGAUCUGGACAAAGUGGUGAGUCUGCUGCUGUCGCUGUCCGGGAGGCUGCUGCGGGUGGAGACCACGCUGGACACUCUGGACCCGGAGACGGAGCUCCACGAGAGGCUCCCCCUGCUGGAGAAGAAGCGUCAGCUCAUGAGGCAGCUGUCCGAGGCUCAGGACCUGAAGGACCACGUGGACCACAGAGAGCAAACCGUCAGCCGGGUGCUGGCCCGCUGCCUCUUGCCCGAGCAGCACCGAGACUACAGCCACUUUGUGAAGAUGAAGGCCGCCCUGCUGGUGGAGCAGAGGCAGCUGGAGGACAAGACCCGGCUGGGCGAGGAGCAGCUGAGGGGGCUGAGGGAGAGCCUGGGGAUCGGGAUCGGGAUGGGAAUGUCGAUGGGAUACGGACAUUAUUGAAGAAAAGUGAACCUGAAGAGGUGAAGAAGCAGGGGGCUUGUAGUCACAUUAAGUCAGUGAAAGACACCGAGAGAAGGAAGAAUGAUGAAGGAAGAGGAAGCAAACAUGCACGUCUCUGAAAGGAAAGGUUUGAUGUUUUGGAUAAAUAUGCGUCAGUCUUUUGCUGCGUUCCAUUUGAACUGGGAAGACGGAAUUUAAUAAGUUAUCGGUUGGAAAUUUCAACUAGAACGCCGCCUGAAGUCCAGACCAAACCCCGCUUACACCCCGACCUCAAAAUCCAAGAUGGCUGCUCAGCGCAUCAGCAGUAGAAAAGCUGUAAUGAUACGCUGUUUAUUUAUAAAAUCAGUCAGACGUACAGAGGUGUCCAACUUCUGUAUGUUGCUACAAUGUUUGUAUGCGCAAAAUACCGGUGUAAUGCGUUAUUAUCAACUGGUAUUGCUAACACUGGCUAAUAAUGGCUCACAGUGGCUAACAAUAGCUAAGAGUGGAUAACAGUGGAUAACAUGGGCCAACAGUGGAUAAUAGUGGAUAACAGUAGCUAAGAGUGACUAACGAUAACAAACAGUGGAUAACAAUAGCUAAGAGUGGAUAACAGUGGAUAACAUGGGCUAACAGUGGAUAAUAGUGGAUAACAGUAGCUAAGAGUGACUAACGAUAACAAACAGUGGAUAACAAUAGCUAAGAGCGGAAAAACGUGGCUAAGAGUGGAUAACAAUAGAUAACAAUGGAUAACAGUGGCUAGCAAUGUCUAACAGUGGAUAACAAUGGCUGGAGCAAAACCCCUUAAAGUUUUCCAACUAGUUGUACUGGAGCGCAGUCAACUCGGGUGUGGCACUAUUCCCAGCUCUGACUUCCGAUUUCCAAGGCUAAUGCUUAGGUUAUGCUAAGCUAAGCUAACCGUCUCCCAGCUUCAGCCUCGUAUUUAGCGACCCAAAAUGUCAAACUGUUCUUUUAAGGGUUAACAGAGAUCCAGAAGUUUCAGCACACACUCAUAAAAAUACAUGAUAUCCUCUGCUUCACACUAUACAUGUACUGUAUUAAUGACACUACGUUGCCAAAGACAUUUUCUCUCUUGAAUGUGUCGCUGAGACGCUGCUUUAUUUUGUGUUUCAUUCUGUAUUUAAAUCUCCUGGUUCAGAGAAUCGAAGGAGACCGUUAGCAACACGUAGUCAAUUUAUUGAGAUGCAGCAUUAUUAACUGAUGUUUUUUUUUUAUUUGUAUUCACGUUUGUUGCUGGCUGACACCUGCUUUCAGCAAUACAUAUACUGUAUUAUCUCCUAUAAUAUUACAAUACUUUGUACUCUAAACAUGCUUUACUGUGUGGGGUUUGAGACUCCGCUGACUCGUCACAUGAUAACUGAUAUGUACAGAAGACACUUGUGUUUAUAAUGUAUACAAUGUGUAUAUACUGUUGUUUUUUGACUGGAAUAGGUUGUAAAAAAUUGGUUGUAAAAGAUGAACGAGGAGACGGAGAUGAGUCGGCGUUUACUGUAUAUUUUAAAGGGGAAGAGUUGUAGUUUUUUUGUCGACAUCUUCUCAAAACUUAAAAAGUUUUUCUGUCCCAAACUGUCGUGUAAAGAACGCUUAUUUUUUAUUUUUUUUGCUGAGAUGAGACGAUUAGGAUCACUUUUUAUGUUUGUAUGCUAAUAAUAGCGUAGCUUAGCAUAAAGACUGGAAACGGGGGGGAAACAGCUAGCCUGGCUCCCUCCACAGUGACACAAUCCACCCACCAGCACGUCUAAACCACAUUACACAAACAAGAUAUAACCUUCAUGUUUCCGGUCUUCGUGCUAAGCUAAGCUAAGCUAACUGGCUGCUAAAUUUAGCUUCAUAUUCAACACAGAUAUGAGAGUGGUGUCCAUCUUCUCGGCAAAAUCCCGGCAAGAGAGCAAACAAGUCUGUCUCACAAAAAUGUCAAACUAUUGCUUUAAAUUUUAAGUAAAUUGUUUGUUUUUUUGUAGGUUAAAGUGCCAAAACUCAGUCUGUUUUUCCUAAUUUGUGCUCUGACCUGCCUUGACGUCUUGCGAUAUGCGACGUUGCCAAAGUCUCCUGAGCUUUAAACCGUAAACUAAACCUGCUCCGGCUGCCGUAGUAAAUCAAAUGAAGGAAAAACAAACAGCUCAACAAGAGAUGGGGGGGUUUGAAGAGGAAAUGUGUAUAUUUUGGCUGCUGAAGUUAAGUGAGAAAACAGACACCCUUUGUCCUUUUCUACUUUUAUUAGCUUCAACAAAUCUACAGCUGAAAGUUAAUUAAAAGUUAGUUUGUUCUCGUUUUGAUUCCUGUGUUUUGACACCAAACAAACCCCAAAUAUACUUGUUCUGUGUUGUACAUAUUACGUUUAUUCUUGUACUAUAACGGCCAUUUUUCUAAACCGACUGGAAGCGCAUCGACUCGACGAGAGGAAAGAAAGUUUGCUUGUUGAGAGUGUAUUCUGUUCAUGUUUGUUUUCUAUGUAAUUUUGAUUUAUUACAUUAUUUUUUGUGUGU